Messenger RNA from Saprolegnia parasitica CBS 223.65, 1513 nucleotides. RefSeq lists its product as hypothetical. The coding region runs from base 81 to 1460 and encodes 459 amino acids. NCBI's taxonomy places the organism in Eukaryota, Oomycota, Saprolegniomycetes, Saprolegniales, Saprolegniaceae. The record is from RefSeq and is a predicted model, not a curated record. The transcript has 5 exons.
AAGAGCUUGCGCCGUACUCUCCACGGUCUGAGCACCUCGAAGACGCAAGAAGCAAUGAGGAUGGCGGUUUUGGUCACGUGAUGGCAAGGCCACAAACGACUUUGAAGCCACCUUCGACCGCGCAAGACUCGUCAAUGAUGGGCCCGGAGGACGACGGCUUGAUCCCGGAGCCUACGUCUGUUCAAGCGACUGAAAAUGACUCCUACCAAGAUGAUGGCGGCCUCACCGCUUCCGAGAAACCCAGUGAUCUCUACCAAGCGACCGGCGACUCCGACACGACAGUUCAACUGGAAGAGCCAAGAUAUCAAGACGAUGAGCCGACGACAGAUGAGACGACACGCAGAGCAAACGGUGAGAUGACGUCGACCGCGGUGCGACUAGCAGAAGCGUCGAGCGUGGGUGAACAAGAGGGACAAACAACCCCCGUUCAAGGCGAGCCAGCGCUCAUGCAGGCGUCUCCACGCCGGAUCCACGCCAUUGUAAAGAAGCCCAUUGUACAUUACCCAGCGCCGCCGCCAGCGUCCAGCAGCACUGUCGCUAUCGCGGACGUUGACACAGAUGCGACGAUGCCGCCCCGGUCCAAAGACAUGGCUAUCAAAGCAUCCGGGAUGCCAGUAGUCGUAUCUCGGAACGAGCCAGAGCUUACAGGGAGCUCGAUGUUGGUGGGUCCAGCAGCAACGGUCCCCGUGUCCACAACAUCGACGUUGCUCGACGAGCUCGAGCACUACGACAUUGAAAUUGAAAAGGUCGUCAAGGAGAUCGAAGAGCUCACGCGUCUUCAGCGCCAGCGCCAAGCGACCAAGCCUCCGCUCGUUGCAAACGAGAGCUAUGUGCAGUUGCACCAGACAGCACAAACGACGCCGACGCCGCGCACGAGCCCCAAGAAAGCCGGACACACGAGUCCGCGACGAGAUAGCCCGCGCAAGCUCGACCCGAUCCCCAUGACCAAGGAGUCUUCCAACGAAGAGGAAGAAAAGAAGCCCGAGGACCCACCCCCGAGCUACGCUCGACCAACACGGUCUCGCGCCUCCCACCUCGACGCGCCCCCCGAGAGCCCCCGCAAACUGCGAGCGGCCGUCAAGCCCCCAUCUCGAAUACAGGCGCCACGACAGCGCAAGCCAGCGAUACACGAUGACAAGGCGUCCGAAGUACGAAAGGAAGCGGCGACGAAAUCGGACAAGACGUUGCCGCCCAUCGAACACAAGGACACUGCGAGAAAGAAUCUCCUGGGUGUCCCCGCGCACAUACUCGAGGACGGCGGCGUGUACCCGUGGAGCAAGCUCAUGCAGCAAGUGAUCGUGCCCCAGGGCACCGACUCGCCUGUCGUGUACGUGCCGAUAUUUAAUCCGGCGUACAUUGCCGAGCUCAAGAAAGCAUGCCCCGCCAAACCGUCUCCGAUCAAACCAUCGCCGACCAAGCCGACGCGCCAUGUGCGACGCACCAAUGCCAAACCAACGUGAGCGCACAUGGAAUAGCACGGAAGACGAUCAAUAUACAGAAGCUAUGCGUCGAC